CUGAUGUCAUGUCACAGGACAGCUUUGAGAACUUCACACCUGAGAUCUCUGAUGAUGAAAACAGUGAAAUCUACAGGUUCCAGUGCACCAGUCCAGGCCUGUACCAGUGCAGUGUGACAGGCCUGGUGUUUAACAUGGAGGGAGAAGGGGAUGUGACUUACAGGAUCGUCCACUGGGACCGGAGGCUGCUCGCCCAGCAUCACAAGAAGCCUGCAGGACCGCUGUUUGACAUCAGAUGCCAGCAGCAGUCUGUCUGCCAGCUUCAUCUCCCACAUUGUGAGAUCAGAUCUACAGGUGCAUGUCAGUUCUUGUCAGUGGCUCAUGUGACCGACGAGGGCACUGAUUUCAUCCUUCCACAUGAGAUAACAGAAACUCAUGUUGUUAUCAACAUCACUGGAUUUUCUUGUUUUGGUAUUGUCAAGAAUAAAAACUCGCCCCCUAUCCCGAUCAAGGCGGCAGUGCUGCUGUUUUACACUCCUCCAGUUGAUCCUGAUCCAACAUCCUUCCUCCAUUUGUUGUUGCUGCCUGGAAACGUUGUGAUCAGGGACGUACAAUACCAAAGGAGAAAAAUAAAUGGGGUUGAGAGCUACAUAAAGACAUCACCACGCUGUAUACUCCAGCCAAAUCAGGAGUACACACUGUCCACAUCUCCUGAGGAUGAAUCAGUUCUAAUACAACCAAAGAAGGCAGAAUUUGACAAUGAAAUCAAUGAUAACUACUUCACUACUUUUGAGGUGAUUUUAGAACAAAUCAGGAGAAAUAUUCAUUUGUCUCUCACAGACAGUAACAGCUCCCUCUGUGUAUGGGAAAGGCGAGUUGAUCUUCCAUCAGCUGCCAUAAGGAAGCCCCAGGGUCAGAGUGCUGUGAGUCUCCGUCACGACAUGAGUUUGCUCUCUAUACGGAGCAGCUUCAUCAGUGGGGUCUCAGGACCUGUGCUCCAAAGUCUGCUGGACGGGCUUUUAGAGAAACGGGUGAUAAAUGACUCUGAGCGGGAGGCAGCACAUGGGAUGCAGAACAAAGAAGACAAGGCUCGUUUUGUCAUCGACACGGUGAGGAACAAAGGGGAAGCUGCUCGUUCAGAGAUGAUGGCGCUCCUCUGUGACAUCGACCCUUUUUUCUGUGGGCGUCUUGGAAUGAGGAGCGAUGAAGAUGAAAUGAUGAUUGAGGAACUGCCUGUCACACAUCAGUGCAGGACUCGCAAAAUAUCUACCAGUCAAGACAAAGGUAAGACAAAAAACAAGACAAAAAAAUGUUGUGCAGUCAUGUGAUCAUCCUGAACCUGCAGUGAGAAAACAUGAACCACAAAGGCUGGAGCUAGGAGUUCUUCACGGGAUGACAAGA
Myripristis murdjan (pinecone soldierfish) is the source of this 1341-nucleotide messenger RNA. RefSeq names its product NACHT, LRR and PYD domains-containing protein 1b allele 3-like. The record is from RefSeq and is a predicted model, not a curated record. Gene Ontology annotation, biological process: regulation of apoptotic process. Lineage: Eukaryota; Metazoa; Chordata; Actinopteri; Holocentriformes; Holocentridae. Bases 9 to 1268 code for a protein of 419 amino acids. The transcript has a single exon.